Molecule: messenger RNA, 2818 nt
Organism: Anopheles nili
Lineage: Eukaryota; Metazoa; Arthropoda; Insecta; Diptera; Culicidae
Product: 4-hydroxybutyrate coenzyme A transferase
Exons: 5
Coding region: 92-1522 (476 amino acids)
Biological process (GO): acetate metabolic process
Cellular component (GO): mitochondrion
Molecular function (GO): acetate CoA-transferase activity
Source: RefSeq, a predicted model, not a curated record
GAACCAGCACAACCCGAGACUCGCAGCCGAGGGCGUAGUGUAUUUGCCGGUCAACAGUGAGCAAUUUAAGAAAGAAACCCGUGAAGUUACCAUGUCGUCUUUCGCGCUUCGAUUGGCCCCCCGGUGGCUAGCCGGCAAAUCCUCCCGCCAACUUCUAGCCGGGGCGCAGAAAAACACUUUCUUCACCUACUCGAACCAAAUAUCCCAGCCGCUGGAACGCGAGCCGAAGUACACGACGGCGGAGGAAGCGGUUAAAGUCAUCAAAUCAGGUGAUGUCGUGUUCGCGCAAGGUGCCGCAGCGACCCCGGUCCACCUGCUCGAUGCGAUGACGAAGCAUGGCAUGGACAAUAACCUACGCGACAUCACGGUAACUCACAUGCACACUGAGGGACCAGCAUCCUACUGCAAGCCUGAAUGCAAAGACGUGUUCCGUUCAAAGUCACUCUUCAUGGGUGGCAACGUACGGACGGCCGUAGCCGAUGGCCGGGGUGACGCUGUGCCGAUCUUCCUGCACGAGAUUCCGCUUCUGUUCCGCCGCAAGCUCAUCCAGCCGGACGUUGCCAUCGUGUCCGUAUCACCUCCAGACAGUCACGGUUACUGCACGCUGGGUACGAGCGUCGAUUGUGUUCGUGCCGCACUCGAGAACUCGAAGGUGAUCAUAGCGCAGGUGAACAAGCAAAUGCCGCGUACGUUCGGUGACAGCAUCAUCCAUCAGUCGCACUUUGAUUAUGCGGUCAACGUUGACAUUCCGCUGCCCGAGCACGGAGGACACGCGAUGUCGGACGUCGAAACCAAGAUCGGUAAGCUGAUUGCGGAGAACUUGGUUGAGGAUGGUGCCACGCUGCAGAUGGGCAUCGGUAACAUCCCGGACGCGGUGUUGAAUGCGCUGCAUAACCACAAGGACCUCGGUAUCCACUCGGAGAUGUUUGCGGGCGGUGUAGUCGACCUGGUGCGGAAGGGUUGUGUGACGAAUGAUAAGAAGUCGUACCACCGGGGCCGCAUCGUUGGUUCGUUCCUGAUCGGAACCAAGAAGCUGUACGAUUUUGUCGACAAUAAUCCCUUCAUCGAAAUGCUGGAGAUCAACUACGUCAACAAUGUGGGCAUCAUCGCGCGGAACCCUAAGAUGACGGCCAUCAACUCGGCCAUCGAAGUCGACCUGACCGGGCAGGUGUGUGCGGAUUCGAUCGGUACGCGUAUGUACUCCGGUUUCGGUGGGCAGGUUGACUUUAUUCGCGGUGCCGCCGAGGGCUACGACGGCAAGGGCAAGCCGAUUAUCGCGCUGCCCUCUGUCACGAAUAAGGGACAGAGCAAGAUUUCGCCAAUCCUCAAGCCGGGCGCCGGUGUGGUGACGUCACGAGCCCAUGUCCACUAUGUCGUCACCGAGUACGGUAUUGCCAACCUGUUCGGACGCAGCUUGCGUCAGCGUGCGUACGGAUUGAUCCAAAUCGCGCACCCGGAUCAUCGCGAAGCCCUCGAGAAGGCUGCCUUCGAGCGACUAAAAACGAUGCCCUCACCGAACUAAACGGAACGGCAUACACACACGCACAUGGCACCCUUCCCCGUGCUACGAUCCGCAAAUAUCAAUCGGUUUUAGGGACGCGAGUAAAAGUAACAGCGAACACGAAAGGGUCAAAGGGAGAGAUAUUUAUCAUCGACGGUGUAACCGAGAAUUCAAAAGCAAUGUAUGCAGCUUAGUCACUAUUGGAACACGACCUACACUAUAUCGUUUCAUGGGAAGGCUAAUGAUUUGCCCAAUCCCUAUCUGUUGGAGCUAAUGGGGAGUUGCGUUUUAAUCUGUUUUUUUUUUUAUAUUCCGUUCUGAUAAUUAUAAUUAUGUUUGUGUACGUACUGUUUCGUGAUGAUUUUGGCACUCUAGCAUUUGAAUCCCACAAAGUGGAGAAUUUUGCUGGGUUAAUCGAAGAAAAAAAAUCCCAUUCGCAAAGCUAAGCAAAAUUACCAAAUAAAGCAAUUUAAUUUUAACCAAAAAAAAGCCUGUCCUCUGGCAAUAUUUUUCAACAUGUCUCGGUUCACCACCGAGCAAUCGGAAGGACUGGUGCACAUUGCAAAAUUGGGUUGAAAGCUUGCGUGCGUCAGGAGAAUCGAUCACACCACAAUGCCUAGAAUGCAACAAAGAAAACUGCCAGUGGAGAUCGUCGAUGGCGGGUACAAAGUUACUCACGAAUAGACCGCUAAUAGGAUCGUGUUAAUCGUUACGUGAAGAGUCACUAACGUCGCUAGCUAAUCAAUUGGUCCUUCUAGAGGAAGGUAGGCAAAAGCAAAAAAAAGUAGGACUGUUUAAUGUUCCACUAAUUCAGUAGUUUCACAAAAUCUGCCGUCGAUGCGAUGGAAUAGAAAAUUAGGAUUAAUUAGGACACAGCAUCUUUGCAUUAUACCAGACGUUAACGCGGAUUAGCACACACUAAAGCAAGCGGAGCAAACAAAGUGUUGAUAUUAGGUUGACUAAGGGCGAGUAAGUAAGAUACAGUCCACAAUCAACAUCAACAUACAACAAACUAUCUCAUUCAAUAGCACGCGGGUGUGCAAGCCUACUAAAUAAAUGCGGCAUAAUAAACGGCUGUAUUUUUGAGCAAAAUCCAAUCACUCAGUCCUUUGAAGUAGAAGCAAAAAUCAAUAAACAAAUCGUGAUCAAAUGUUGAGCCAGUCGAGACCUCACAAUUUAAUUUCAAAUAAAGCUACCAUUACUGCGAUAGCUUGGCGUUUCUCACUUCGUAAAAACAUCCAAAGCACCCUGAAGGUAUGCUAUUCGCAUAACACAACGAAUGUAUCUGUAACGUAGUUUCCAUUUAAAAUAUAAUUA